AGAUCCCACAGAUAGCGCAAAUUAGCUUGACAAAAGGCGGACCAAUGAAGACCACUUAGCACCUUAGAUGAUAGAGUCAUUCGUUCAGCCACCAUGCAGCACAGCAGCACGGGCAGCGAGGAGCGGAUAACCAGCAGCACCAGCAGUCCCAGGUCAGGCCACAAGUCCGCCGGCUCCCUGUUCGGUUUGCUGAGCAAGCGACCGAGCAAAGUGGAACCCCAUCCCGUGACCCCCGAGUCGCCCAGGCUCCAGCAGAGACCCCUGUCCGCCUGCGGCCAGUACGAUGUGAGUUUCGCCAAGUGCAGUGCGGAAACCGCUGGAAAUCAUAUAAACAACAAUGGCCAAACCCUCAAGAGCCAAACGCUGCCGCUGGAAAAGUCGCACAGUGGGCUGAUCAGCUUCCACAGGCGUGCCAAGCCGAGUUCGUCGAAGGGCAAGAGCCACUCGCAUCGCCACAGCACGGAUGCGGGCUCCCAGAGUGAUGGAGGAGCCGAUGUGGUGAUGCGGCGCAAGUCGCCCAAGCACAGGUCACCGAAUCACAACCGAUUUAGCCAUCAGUUUAGUUUGUGCUGCAAGGCGGAGAAGAAACCGAUGACGCCGCCGGUCACCGUGCGUUACAACUCCAUACCGGAUAGCAACAGCGUUCUGCGGCGCGACAACCUCUCGCUCAGCUGGAGCAUGGUGGACAACAACUCCGGGUCGCUGCACUCCAGCGAGGGAUCCUCGCACCGACCGCGUCCGUCCAGCGAGUGUGCCAGCGCCCCAGAGUCCCCGGUGGCCAGUAAAACCUUUGCCUUUGCCCACUGCAGCCCAGCGGCGGCCAGCGCUUCGGUGGCCCGCAGCGAAAGCCUGCAGAACCGGUCGCCCAUCCGACCCAUUGCAGUCUCGGCCUGCCGUUCGCGACUGCGUCUGAAGCUCUAUCCGCCGGGACAGGAGCUGCCACCCCUGCAGGCCGCCGAGGAGCCGGGCGACAUUAAGAGAGCCACCACACCGCAGCACAUGUCUUCGCCCAAUAUUGCCACCCAGCCGGAUGGAAUGGAGCCGAUACAGGAGCAGCCAGGCGUGAGAUUUAUGUCGCACGAGAAUAUGACGCUGCAGCGGCAGGGAUCGGGAUCCAAUUUGGCCCGUCAGACUUUGAUGGCGGCCCACGCAUUGAACCUCAUCCCGGCGGACAAGGCCAGGGAACGGAGCUACCUCGACGGCAGGCUGGGAUCGUCGUCGCUUUUGGGACCCAGUGAGCUGGGACGCGUCUUGCCGCAAAAGGAGGUCACCAUUUUCGUGGGCACUUGGAACAUGAAUGGACACCAUCCACCCAAGCAACUUAAUGACUUUGUGCUGCCGCCCAAUGUGGAGAACGUUCCCGAUAUUGUGGUGAUGGGCACACAAGAGUCCACGCCCGACCGCUUCGAGUGGGAGGUGACCAUUCAGGAGACCCUGGGACCCUCCCACGUGCUCUUCCACGCCACAACACUGGGCACUCUCCAUUUGGCCGUUUACAUGCGAAGGGAUCUCAUUUGGUACUGCUCCGUGCCCGAGGAUGCCUCCAUGUCGGUGCGCACGGGAUCCGCCUUUCGCACCAAGGGAGCUGUGGCCAUUUCCUUUUGCCUGUUCGGCACUUCCAUGCUGUUUGUGACCUCGCAUUUAACGGCGCACCAGCAAAAGGUGAAGGAGCGGGUGUCGGACGUGAAGCGGAUUAUCAACGCUCUGGAUUUACCACGUAACUUGCCUAAUUUGCGGCAUAAGAACAAGGAUGUAACGCAGAACUUCGACAACGUGUUCUGGUGCGGCGAUCUUAACUUUCGGCUGGCCGAACCGCGUGAAAAGCUGCUGGAGUGGAUUCAGAACACCAAGUUCCCGCUGCCGUCGCAUCUGCCGCAUGGCUACAUGCACACGGAUCAGCUGACUUCCGUUCUGGCCGAUGGCGCCGCCUUCCGAGGAUUUAUGGAACAUCACAUCACAUUUCCGCCCACUUACAAGUUCGAUCCGGGCAGCCAGAACUUUGAUACCUCGUCGAAGCAGCGGGCGCCCGCCUAUACGGAUCGCAUCCUCUACAAGUACCGCCAAAUGCAGGGAUUAGUUAUCCGUCGUCAGACGCUCGUGCCCGGCGUUUCGACGCCCACGCAGCCCUACGUCCAGUGCCUGCUGUACGACUCGGUGCCGUCGAUAACCACGUCGGACCACAAGCCCGUGUGGGCGCUCUUUCGCACGCUCAUUCGUGCGGGAACCGAUGCUAUUCCCCUGGCUGCUGGACUCUUUAGUCGCGACAUUUACCUGGAGGGAAUGCGUAGGCGCUUGAAUAACCAGUACACCGGCGCCUCUGCUGUGUGUGUGCUUCAGUAAACCAAAGCUAUGAAUAGUAGACCUCUUCAGCAGGCUUCCCAAGUGGCCACCCAUUUACUCGAAUCUCAAAGUACUAGUCAAAGCUUACCUACGGUUGUGUGACGCCUUUGCAUUAACCCCAAUUAGAUUGUUAACUAGUGCGCUGUCGGAUACCGAAAGUAACGAUUUAACCUGACUUACCCUGCAAUGCUGCGGUAGUUCUUAGGCGCUGCCUUUCGCCUCGAGGCCUUAGUCGUAAUACGUUCCUUAAAAGUUAAUUAAAAACAUACAUACUCGAGCAACAAUUCUGUACCUCUACUAUGAAGCACAAGCUUAGUCUGUAGUUAAACUAAAUCUGUUAGUUAAAGUUUAGUCAAAUAUUGAAAUGAAAUCGAAAUAUGAAUUACUUUGAAUGUGUAAUCUAAACUAGCAGUAAAUAUACUUUAUGAAUCUAAA
This is a messenger RNA of Drosophila takahashii, 2775 nucleotides long. RefSeq names its product Inositol-3-phosphate synthase (gene INPP5E). Gene Ontology annotation, biological process: phosphatidylinositol dephosphorylation. NCBI's taxonomy places the organism in Eukaryota, Metazoa, Arthropoda, Insecta, Diptera, Drosophilidae. Gene Ontology annotation, molecular function: phosphatase activity. The record is from RefSeq and is a predicted model, not a curated record.